Molecule: messenger RNA, 5380 nt
Organism: Penaeus monodon (black tiger shrimp)
Lineage: Eukaryota; Metazoa; Arthropoda; Malacostraca; Decapoda; Penaeidae
Exons: 20
Coding region: 1-2763 (920 amino acids)
Cellular component (GO): cytosol
Molecular function (GO): fibroblast growth factor receptor binding; transmembrane receptor protein tyrosine kinase adaptor activity
Source: RefSeq, a predicted model, not a curated record
AUGUGCUGGUUACGAAAGCCAAUGUACUGCAUGAAAUAUAACGAAUCACACGGCACCAGAGAUAAAGAGCUCGGACGAGUUAAUUUGUCUUUGAAGAUAUUGAAGAUGACAGGAAACCGUGAUGCUUUACCGCUGUUCAUUCGCCCGUGGAAAAUAAGAACAAUCAGUUUGUGUCUGUCCGCUGUUAGGAAAAGUGAAACUGUGGAGAAAUAUUAUAUUGAAAGCCGGCUGAAAGUUUUAACAGAUCGUGACAUACACCUGCCCCUGGAAAUACUACCACGUUUGAGGACGACCAGCUAUGCCAAGUCCGCGCCCAGGUCCGGCUGCCGUCCGAACCAUCAGUACAUCGACGCAAGCAAAGUCAUCAGGAACUUCGGCAAGCCUGCGUCCGGAAGCGGCGCCGCGGCACUCAACGCCAGCCAAGCACCAGUCCCCGGCAACCACAAAGCUGUCGAGGGACUGCCCAAGAUCGACGGUCCUAAGGCGAGCGGCAAAGGGUCCCUUUCCCGUCGGCAGCCGCCCGUGCCACCGCUGCCUCCCCAGAAGUCGCUGCCGCCCGUGCCACCGCUGCCGCCCUGCAUUGUCAAGUACCCCCCGCCGCCUCCAGCUGGUCCCCAACCUGACCAGCUCGACGUCGAGUUCAUGAAAGUCGCGAAGGACUCCGUUAAAGCCGCGUCGACGGUAUCGGACGUAGCCGUCAUCCACGCGUCCGAAACCCAGGUCGUCGACUACCUCGCCGAUUUCUUCGAGCAGAUGAAUCCGAGGAGGGAAAAUAGUCACAAAAUCAGCGUGAAGGCGUGCUGCGUCGCGAGCGUAGCGGCGGAGGGCAGAGGCAGAAGCAAAGGCGUCCUGAAGGCUGCUGAAAAUGCUCACGUCCAGCUGGUCUUGGUGUCCGCUAGCUUCAUUCGGUGCUGCGGCGAUGCCCUCGUGUGCAAGCGUCUCAGGGAGAUCCUGGAGCCACAAAGGGUCCUGUGUCUGCUGCUGGGCGAGGCGGACGAGGCCAAACUGAAGGCGCCGCAGCUGGCAGGCCUAGGCUCCCCUUCUACCUGGCGAUCCAUCAGAUUCGAAACCAUCAACCUGGACUCAAUUUCGGAGCUUCUGGAGGAGAUGGUGAAGGUGCUGGAUUUCCUGGCGGCGCCUCCCCUCCCGCCCUCCUCCUUCUCCACCUCCUCCCUCCAGCGGCAGGGGCGUGGGCGGAAGUUACGCAAUCAGGAGCAAGGGAAGUUCCACGUGAUACCGAGUCAGCUGUCAUGGAAGCAAACGAGUCUGACGGUCCUGUUUGAGACGGAGGUAGGACACGAGAAAGGAGUGAAGAUAAGGUUGGAGUCCGAACACGGGAUUUACGCCCACGCUGAAAGUCUCCACUUGCUCAACCCAUAUGCCGUGAGCUUCGAAAUUCCUGAUAGCGUCCGGCUGACCUCUGGGAAGCUGUCGGUCACGGUCUCGCUGUUCGACGUGUGUCUUGGGUCAUGCAAGGUCAGAGUCGAGACGAGGAUCGACAACCUGAAGGCGAUCUUAGAGUCGUUCACAUACCCUUUGGAGGUCAUGUCCCUGACCAUGGGCGUGUCCUCCACCAGAGGAAACCUGGACGACCACCUGUCGGAGCUACUGAAGGGGCGCGUGCCACCCUCCUCGUUCGGGCCGAGGGUGUCCUUGAAGACUGGCCUCGAAUACCCCUCGUGGGCUCACUUCAGCGCUGCCCACGGGCUGGACGCGCUCACUUGGACGCUGCUCGACCUGCCUGGGGGGGACGCCGUCCUCACCAUCCCCAACUGCAGGGGCCUGACGCCUCGCGACCUCGCCCUCGCGAACGGUUUCUUCUCCCUCGGCCAGGACCUCCAGAAGGCGGAGUUUCUGACGGGGCUGGACGCCAUGGUGGACGGCGACCCCUUAGGGAAACACGACGACUUCGUGAAGCUCCACCAGGCGGACGAGAAACCGCCAUACCGCUCCUCGAGCCCAAGGCCCAUCCUGUACCCGCAGCCUUCCUCGUCCCCCGGCCUUCAGUCUUUGUCCUCGUUAGAGCCGGACUCGCCCUUCUACGGCAACGGCAGGCCUGGCAGUUCGGUCGCCUUCGUGUACCCGUCGACGUCGCCAGCGAAGGAGAGAGGCGAUCGGAGUGGCGACAAGUUGAGUCCGAGUCCGUGCUGGUCGCCAGAUGCACAGGGCAGCCAAGACGUGGCUUCCCUGCUGUCUGCUUGGAGAGCGAGGACGAGUGACACGAGGACCUUCCUGAGAAGCCACCACGCCCUCAUCCGCCACGCGAGACGGGCGGUGGCGGCGGACGUCGCGAAGGGCCGGGUGGGCAACCCCAGUAGGCAGUCGCCGUUCAGAGGAGAGCGAGCUUUGGGCACGACCGACUCGACGACCAAGACGCCAGUAGGAGGAGGAAUUUACCCGAACUUAAUUGAACAGUUCUGGAAUGCUCUGGAAGCUUGCCGCCAAGAGACUGCGCCCCGCCCCGAGCAAUACAGUGACGGCAGCCAGGAGGACCAAGCCCAGAAGAGCCACAGAGAUGACCACCUCCCGAACACCUUUCGAUUGGAAACUUCCCCAGAGCCAAAGAAGCGUAGUCCCAGGCCUCCACCGCGGCCAGACACAAAUUACCUCAGCAACAGCGAAAUCCACAGUCCGACCAAUGCACAGAUCAUCACUGAACGUAUCAAAGUUAGGAGCAUCGUUAAGAAGUCCUCGAGCUUCUGUCUUUUGAAGCCCAAGAAGUCGUCCUCGUAUUCCAUGCUGAACUUGUCGGACAAGGGCUGAUCAGAGCACUCCUUCGUGAAACUCCCUUCGCGUCAGCAGGAUAAACAUGAUAUUUCUUGUGGUGUUCAUACGGCAGAUGCAUUAUUUAUUUCAGAGUUUGGAGAAAUAAAAAUGUGGUGUAGUUAAAAGGUAAGAAAAAUGAUCUGGGUUCAGUGAAUUAUGUCCACCAAAAUCGUUAUAAAAAAUAGUUGGUACUAAAUGUAAAAUUUGUCAUAAACAUAUUCAAUAGACGAGGGAUGAUAUUCAGUUUUUCAUAUUUUAUAUUUUAUCCAAUAGAGCAGUAAAUCGUUAAAGAUUUAUUCUAAUAAUUUUCACUGGUGAAACGAAACAGGCUAACAGGAAAAAGGGUAUUUUUUUAGAAAAAGUAGGAAACCUACAUUGUUCUUGUUGAUUGAUAAAACAUUGCAUGUUUUCAACCUUCAUUUCGGCCUCAAACCACCCUUUCUAUGAGUUUUUGGUACCAACCACCGUAAUUGCAGCAUUACACAUCAUUUCAAAUUUCACUUAUUUCUCUUAACAGGGGACUUGCCCUCUGUAACCCCCAUUUUUUUUUAUCCCGCCUUAGAUAUGAAAUCUUUACCUCUACUGUAACAUGACCACAACCAACACCUGCCUGAUAAAUAGAGAAUGUAGUAGAAAAGAUGAGAGAUACUAUCUACUUUAUUAUUUGUUUGCUGAGAUAGGUAUAGAGAAGUAAUGUUUUAGAUUGCUUUAUCAAUAUCAAAAAUGAGGUAAGUGCACCCCCUACUAAUAAUGAAAUUUCACCGGAAAGAGACUCAGCUGUCACGUUUCAUGUCACUCAACUCAUCAGAUGUUGAAAUGGAUAUAUUUUGCCAUUUUGAUUUAACCGCCCGGUGAGGGACCCUAGCAUGACGGAAACUUUCACUUCGCUGACUUUUUAUGAUGUUUAUCUCCCUCAUUCCCUUGCCUGUUGUGUUCCUGGGGGGGGGGGGGCAUAGGAGACAGAAACUGAGGGCCAAUGCGGGGGAUCUCCCCUACUUUGGGCCUUGGCUCUAGUACUUUUGCACCGUCUUUUCUCCUUCCCUUCCCUAUCCCUUAUCUUUCCCAGUUCCAAAGGUGUGAGAGCUGUGUUGAAAGGAUGGAAGGCUGACUUUGUGCCAGUCAUGAACGGCCUCAAGGGGGGGGGGGGAGCCAUGGUCACAGUAUUCCCUUGGUUUAAUUUGUUCAUUAUGUUUAAAUGUGAUGUUGAGGAGCGCGGAAAGGGAUUGAGGUCUGAAUGUACACUUACGGAUAACUAUGACACUAUUAGAGCAAAGUAUACAUAAACAUAUGAUUUAUCUUACCACAUUGAUCCAUAAGCUCAACAAAUGGUAGCAGAGCAUGGCUUGUGGUAAAGGGAAGGAGAUCAGUAAGUAUUAAGAAGAAAGAUGAUAAAGAAAAUAAGAGUAACAACGACGAUUGAGGUUCUUGGCGAAAACAAGAGUUAUGAUUGCUGGAAACAAGAACUGAAAGUAUGGCAGCUUGUCAUGAGUGUAGGAAAGAAAAAAACGUUAGCUGUAACUGUCGCGAGGUGAGGGGCAAGAUUUUUGAAGAAGUGAACAUCGGAGAAUUAGGUAAACGGUGAUUUUGAACGUUUACAUGGUGAAUAGUUCUAUUUUUCCAUCUGUUCAGCAAGAAAUCUAUGAAAAGAACAAAUAAGAGUGGACUUGGAAACUGAUAUUGCAGUAAUACAUGGCAAAGAGGUGAAAUUGAGGUGUACUGAUGCCUUCUGCUAAUGAAGGAGAAAGAAGCUUGGAAGAAAACUAAAGAAAAUAAAAACUUCAGGACGUAGUGACAAGAGAAAUGAAAAAGAUAGAAAAAUUAUGCCAACAAUUUGGUCAUUUCCACAUGAAUUCAGGCAUUGAAGGAAGCAGGCAUUGAUGAUGAAAGGGGCUUCAUUUCUGUUUGAAGAGGUGUCGGAUACCUGUGAGACAUGCAUGAAAUAAAAAAAAAACACCAUUAAGGCCACUUGUGUGAAUAUGGCAAGGAAGUUCAAUGAAGUGGUGGCAAUAGACCUAAAAGAAUAUAAGAAAGGAGAGAUUUAUUUCCUACUUAUGGUACACAUAGCAAGAAGGUUCUCAAAAUCAUGUGUGACAAAACUUUUAAGGACCUGAGGGGAUGGUUGAGAAAAUUAUGAAGACGUGGUUAGGAACUGCUUUACGGAAUACUUGUGUGACGGUAGUGUAGAGAUUGCCAACAACACAUUCCUGGAGGUGUGAGAAUAUGAACAUUCAAGUAAUGCACGCAGCAGCAUAGACGAAAUGGUGAGCACCCAAAAUCGUCUUUAAAAGUGGCUUUAGCAUGGGCAGUCAAUGCUAAAAAUUCUUAAGGUGAUGGGGUAUUAGCCCAUAUCAACUUGUACAUGGGCAGAAUCCUAAACUGCUAUGUACCAUGAGUGUUGAACUCUCAGCACUAGAAUCUACAACAUCUAGUGAAAUGGUUGCUAAACACAUCAGUGCUAGCCGUUCAGCAAGAAAAGCCUUAAUUGUUGCCGCAACCUCUGAAAGAAUAUGACAUGCUCUAAAGCGAAGGUCACACUAGUCUAUUCUGUCCUGGGAUCCCCAGAUAGGAUCGCCGAAGUCUCCUCAGCUACAGAGAGGGAUUGGUCACACUACAU